AUGGUUGGUCAUCGAUGCUACGGACCACCCGGUCGUUUCGAUCGAUAUUACUACAUCGAUGAUGAACACUGGCAAGAGGAGGUGUUGGCGAUGAAGAAUGUUGGCUCGAUAACGCUCAGAGAGUGCUCGAUUGUGCCAUUCAACAAGAUGUUCUGGACUGAGAUUGGGACGUUCAUGGCCGAGAUGUCAUCGCGCUCAGUAGACUUGUGGAUGGUGUUGUUGGCCGAGAGUGGUGAGGAUGCCCCGCCACAGUUGGAACAUCUUCCCCUGUCCACGAUACUGUUGGAGCUCAAGGGUGCUCAUGAAUAUGGCGCGGAACGCGUAUGGUUUGCUAGAUUGCCACGAACACUCAAACGUCUAGACCUCAAGGGUAUCGUGGUUAUGGACCUCUUUGACGCUGGGGUCAUGGACCUGCCCUCAUGCCAAACUAUCAAAGGUUGGAGCAAAAGCUUACCCUCAUCAAAUACCUUGCCCGUCAAUCUCAAAGAGAUAUCAUUCUCAGACAACUUUACCGGUCCGAUUAGCAGCAAUAACCUCCCGCCACAGUUGGAGUCCAUCACGCUUGGCAUGGGAGUCCGUCAUCCACUCAUCAACCUUCCGGCGAGCGUUACCAAACUAUCGUUGCCACAUGGGUAUGAACAACAGAUCAAUCACGCGCCUCUAUUGAGCCUGAUCUACAAGCGCGGACCCUCAGUGCCAGACCUCGUCUGUCCCUCACUCACAUCACUCGAGUGUGAGAGCGUGGGCAUCAAGGAACUGUCGCGCAUCCAUUCGGCAGCGUUCCCUAAGCUCACGACACUCAAACUUGGCAGGAUUGAUGAAGAUUGUUGGCGCGGCCCUCUUGACCUCUCCACAUUGCCGUCGACACUCCGCCAUCUUGAGAUAUCGGCCUGCGGACCAAUCACUGGACUUCCAAGCGAGCUCGACACGUUGAUGAUGUCCUGCACUGAGGAGUUUAGGAUCACAAGCUCAUCCACAUUGCCACAAUCACUCAGAUCAUUGUCAAUGCAUCAGUAUGCACAUGCUUUGAUGUCUGGUGACAUCCCAUCCAACUUGGUCUCGCUCUGUCUCACACUUUGUCGACAUUGUCCACAUCCAGGAGUACUGCCAACAUCCUUGAGAAGGUUGGAGCAGUAUCGAGCUGAGCCACCUGAUCAUCUAGCUGACAUCCUGGCCUGUACAACAUUGAUUGACAUCAAUCUACAUGGAAGGAAUCACGGUGGCUUGUUAGAACUACGUCGCAUCAACCAAUCACUCUUCCUCAACUACUCUGUUCACCUACCAAACUUUGGAUUCAUCGACACCAAUGCCAUCCUAUCAAAGUACAAAGUUGCAAAGCAUUGA
Molecule: messenger RNA, 1344 nt
Organism: Acytostelium subglobosum LB1
Lineage: Eukaryota; Evosea; Eumycetozoa; Acytosteliales; Acytosteliaceae
Exons: 2
Coding region: 1-1344 (447 amino acids)
Source: RefSeq, a predicted model, not a curated record